GAUAUGUUUUCACUCCACUUGCACUGCUGUUGGACUCUUUUGGCGUUGUUGCUUCUCAUCUUGUCUGUUUUUUAUUUUAGCGCAUUCAUCUGUUCAUCCGCCCGAAACCCGCCUCGCUUGUCACGGUCACGUCGCGAAACAUCUGCUCUUCAGCGCCUCCGGCUCCCUCGCAGAGCUAACUCUGAUUGGCCGCUCGGAAAUUUAUAUCAGCCUUCUCUUCUUUCGAUUGGCUUGAAUGUAGGGUGGAUUGGUAGGUAAUAUGAGGUCAUCUCUGCUCUCUCCCCAUUCAGAGGCUGUUCCUGUCCUACAAACUGCACUGAGCGUUUGUGUGUGUGUGUGUGUGUGUGUGUGUGCGCACACUGCAGAACCACUGCAUUGCAGGCCGUUUGGGCGGGGCUUGCUGCGAGCACAUGUGCACAGCUGAUAAAUGAAUAGAGGUACCACAGUGCUUCUCUUUCUCCGUUUAUCUGAAUGCGUAAGUGCAGGAAGAUCUGGUCUUCACGGCAGUACGUUAACUCAUUAGCGAUUAUCCAUCCUAGUCUCCACAUUGUUGAAUCUCUGGUUAGAGCCAUGUCGUCCUUCCUGAAAGGCUGCAGCGCCUGCCGCUAGGUGUAAAUCUAUAAUAGGAAAUCUGCCAGGUUCCUCUCGCGUUCCUUUUUCCUCGAGCUUGUAAUUUGAUCAGCAGAAGAUAUAGACAUAUUCGGAGGAAGCGCUCUGGUAUCCAAAGCCAUAAAGGGCGUGUGGGAUUAACGGGAUUAACAGAGCGUAUCCUAUUUCUGAAAUCAUCUGGACAAGAACACUUUAACCAGUCGCGAUAUAAGUUAUGUUUUCAAGCCGUAUAGGAUUUUGUUUUUGUGAUUGUCGCGGCCGAAAAAUGCUCGAUUUUGUUGAAUCCACUUUUGGAGGGGUUUCUUUUUUUAAAAUUUGUUUAUUUAUUUAUUUAUUUUUUUUUGCAGAAAACUACUUGAAUCGGCGAAAUCUCAAUCGCACGAAGCUGCUCGUUGGUAAACGAGAGCUUUUCAGCUGCACUCGUGUAGCUCGCCGUGGCGCGUCUCGGCCCAAUUCUGCAGUAAUAUCGAAAUCGCAAGCUCCUUCGAAUAUCGCGGCGUUUGCUCAGUGAUCGUGAAAUCCUGGCGGGACCGUGAGCAGAGGUGACCUCGGCGAUACCUAAACGAUAUUUCAGAUAUUCCCGACGUGAACAGGUGCUGACUACGCGGAGGCGCGUUUUGAGCUGGUGACCACAUCCACGAAAUCAUCACGCACUAACGUUUGUUCAUAUCUCCCCCUUUGGCUCCGAGACCUACCCUCUCACGGCUCGGCUUGCUUUUUCGGUCCUAACCCCGUCCCCUUCCCCUCGCCUGUGUCCUCAGUUUAGAGAAGCCUUCGUGCGUUGCUUUUCCUGUUGCCUGCUCUCUCAUCUCUAACCUCCAUCCACGGUUCCCUUUUCCUCCCUGUAUACGCUCGGUAUACGCUCCGUACUAACACCGCCGCCUCCUUUUUGUUAAAGAGGUUUUAACAAAAAGCUGCAUGCUGGUUUAUGGGUUUGGUAAUCACCUUUAUUCAUUAAUUAAUUUAUUUUUUAGAUUCCACGUUACUCAUGAUUACUUUUUGUUUGUAGCUUGUUACACUUUUUUUUUUUUUUCUCCAUUCAGUGUGCUUGGAAUGAUUAGCACAGUUUUUUGGCUUGAUCCUAGUUUAAAUUAAUGGAACAGUGUUGCAUUUUAAAUCCCAAUAUCAAGUGUUAGAACGGUAUCUUAUCCCGACACUCUCUCUCUCUUUCUCUCUCUCUCUUUCUCUCUCCUUUUUUUUUUUUAUUUUUUUAUUUUUUAAAUUAUUUUUUAAUUUUUGUCUUCUCCCACGUACACACACGUGCACAUACAUUGGGCCUCCUAAUGGUAACCCGAGGCCUCUGUCUCCUUCUCUCUUGUCUCUCUCUCUUUUUUUUUUUUUUUUUCCCCCUCUUUCCAUUUCUUUCUUUUUCUUGCUUUCUGUCUCUCUCUCACUCUCUUGUUGGCUGCAUACUGUAUGUUUCGUGGUGGUUCUGUUGUCAUGGUGAACUCACAGAAAGCUUGUGGAAGUUUUUAUGUUGAUGUAUUGCUUCUGUUUUUUGUUUUUUUUUUUCUUCUUCUUCUCCUCAUUUGUUUGCUCCUAGUCGUUUGUGUAUUAAUCUCUCUCUCCGAUGCGGCUUAUAUAUGUAUGUACAUGCCAUGAUGUAUCUGCACAUAUAUAACCGUGCGUCUCCCUUUUCCCUUACUCUGAGACUGAAGGUGAAUCAGUCGACUCAGAGGGUUUUUAUUUUCCCUACAGUUUGUGUGCUGGCUGUUUUUUUUUUUUGUUGUUGUUUUGUUUGUUUGUUUUUUUAAAGUCCACUGUUUGGUGAAUGAAGAAUGCAUCAUUUACUGUGUAGAGUAGGCUGUAGGCUUUAGCGAGCACUUUCUUUUUUUUUUUUUUUUUAGUUUUGCAGAGAGCCUUCUUGUAACGGUACUUGAACUUGUCCUUUUACUCGUUCUCUCGUUCCUUGUUCCACGUCUCCUUCAACUUCUUUCGUUUCUCUGACAAGGAGUUCUGACUUUAAAGAGUUAGAUUAUGAUCAAGAUGAUGAUGAUGAUGAUGAUGAGGAGGAGAGUAAAGAUUUUCCUAAAGUAAAAUUGCUGCCAUGUGUGCUUGUGUCAAGUGUGUGUGUGAGAGAAAGAAUGUGAGGGUGUGAAAAGCGCUUCUUAUUAUUGGAAUAUUUUGGUUUUUCUUCCCUUUUUUUUCCUCCCACUAGGAUAACAUUGGCCAUCGGCUACUCCAGAAACAUGGCUGGAAGCUGGGACAAGGCCUUGGGAAAACGAUGCAGGCGUUAUGAUCCUGGCCAUGUUGUGCUGAUGGUAAACUUAGUGGACGCACGGACCCUGUACCCAUCAUCGUCAAAUAUGAUGUCAUGGGGAUGGGACGCAUGGAAAUGGAGCUGGACUAUGCCGAAGAUGCAACAGAGAAGCGGCGAGUAUUGGAGGUGGAGAAAGAGGACACAGAGGAGUUGCGGCAAAAAUACAAGGAUUACGCAGAGAAAGAGAAAGCCAUUGCCAAGGCGUUGGAAGACCUGAGAGCUAACUUUUACUGCGAGUUAUGUGACAAGCAGUAUCAGAAACACCAGGAGUUUGACAAUCACAUCAACUCUUACGACCAUGCGCACAAACAGAGGCUGAAAGAGCUGAAGCAAAGGGAAUUUGCCCGGAACGUGUCUUCACGUUCCCGCAAGGGUGGAAGAAAGCAGGAGAAGAUGCUGCGGCGUAUAUACGAGCUGGCAGAGCAGAGGAAGCAGCAGGACUGUGUUGCUGGUAGCGGACCAAUGUUCAAGCAAACCACCGUGGCAGUCGAUGGAGAAGAAGGUGGCUUCUCAAGCAUUGAUGGUGUUCCUAUGACCUCAGAUGUUGUGACGGAGGAUUCUUCAGGAGAGGAUAAGGGAAAUUCUGGUAGUUUUGGUCAAAGCUCCCCAAAACCGGGACCGACUAUCAGUUUCUCCCUUCGCAAGAACACUUCCUCACCCACACCAAGUGGAGGAUCCCACGCCCCCAAAGUGAGCGUGUCCUUCUCCUUUGCUAAGAAAGCACCUGUUAAACUAGAGACUGCUGCUGCUGUGUUUGCAGACCAUGGAGAGGAAGCGAUGGAAGGAGAAGAGGGCCAGGAAGAAGUAGUUGAGAAGAUGGUAGGGGAGGAAGAAGGUACAGCAUCCAGCACUGACAGCACACAGAGCACAUCAGGUGGCAUGAGUGGAGGGGAUGAACAGCCACAGUCUGAUGAUGGGGGAACCCUGGCUUCCACCCUUAACAAGCUGAAGAUGAUGAUGAAGAAGGAGGAAGGUUACUCUGGGCAGGAACCGCAAUAUUAUCACUAUAUGCCUCCUGCACACUGUCGGGUAAAACCUCAUUUCCAGUUUCUGCUCUUCAUGAAGGCCUCUGACCAGUGUGCUAGCCGGGAGGAAGAAGAGGAUGGGGAGGAAGAGCAGAAAGCAGUACAAGCGGAAGGAGAUCCGGGACAGAAAGAGUCUAAAGACGAUGAUUGCAAAUCAGAUAAGGACACUGUGAAAGAUCCUGUAAAGGAGCCAAGUACAGAUUCGACUUCAUCGCCCAAAGCAGAAACCGAAGUAGUAUCAGAUAGCACCCCAGCAAUAGAGAGCAAUGCAGAUUCCUCAAGCACUGUUUCCCAAUCAACUGAAGCUCAGCAAGGGUCAUCUGAACCUCAAGACUCUGGCCCUCGCAUACCAACAGGACCCUUUUUUCCUGUUUUGAGUAAGGAUGAGAGCACUAACUUACAGUGGCCCUCUGAACUCCUGGAGUUCACUAAGGCCCAGCCUUCGCUAUCCUACAGUUGCAACCCUCUUUAUUUUGAUUUUAAGCUGUCCCGGAAUAAAGGUAACAGAGGGGGUAAGGCAAACAAAGCUGGUAAACCAGGUAAUGCUGAUGGUGGAGAGGGAUCAAAGCCAGAAGAUACGACUGGCAAUGCAGCCACAAGUAAAGAAACUAGCACAGUACCACCACCACCAGUUGUCAACACUGACAAAAAAGAUGACUGUUCCUUAAAGGAAAAGACUGCAGAGGAUGAGAACAAAGACAAGAAGCUAGAAAACUCUGAAGAUGGAGUUGGAGGAUCCAAGAAAAAGAAGAAGAAGAAGAAGAAACACAAGAAGUCAAGCAAGAGAACCAAACGAAAAGACAAAGAGAAAGUGGAGGGGGAGAUGGAGACGGAGACACCAGGGGAGAAGACCAAAAAGAAAAAGAAACACAAACGAAAGAAAAACAAAAAUAAAGUACGUGCUGAGGAAGACGAGAAAGCAGGAGAAAGUAAAGAACAGAAAGACACAGAUGACAAAGGCGGAACCAAUUCCUCUGCACAGCCUACAGGAGGGACUUUGACGUCAGAUGGAGGAAAGAGAAAACGGCUCCAUAAAGAAAUUUCGCAAAGGACAGUCCCUCAAGAGGCCAGCACAGGAAAGCCCAACUCUUCAGAAGAGCACAGUGGUGCAAAACGUUCCAAACCUGACCCGAGCACAUCAGUGGCGUCUUGCUCUGCUUCUGCCCAGAAAAGCCCUGUGGGUGGUCGACCGCCAACGAGUGAAAGUGACGAAGACGGCGGCUCAGCAUCUCAGCGCUCACGCCGUCCUCACCGUCACACUACCCCUCCACGUGAACGGCGUCACCACAGCGAGGACUCUGGACAGUCAGGUCGCUCACGUAGUCGUUCCUCACGCAGAGGAGAUCGUAAUCAUCGGCGUACUAGAGGUCAAACAUCUCGUAGUCGGUCAUAUUCAAGUAGCUCUGAGCGUUCCUCGGCCGGAAGCAGUGCUUACAGUCGCCGCAGCCACAGCUACUCGGACAGCUAUAGUGACUACAGCGAUGGAGAGCAUCACCGCAGGAGAAAAAGACGGUCUUCAGACUCUGAAUAUGAGAGGAGAGGUGGUGGGCGGUCACACAGACGGCAUUACUCCUCCUCGUCUUCAGAAGAAGAGUCUCGUUCGCGUUCACGCUCUCGCAGUAGCAGAAAGCACCAUAGACGGCGGCGUCAUCGCAGCAGCAGCCGCAGUUACAGUCGUAGCAGCAGGAGCAGCAGUGCGCGCUCAUACCGACACAGCAGCUACAGCCGCAGUCGCAGCUCUGCCAGUCGCUCGUCCAGCUCCACCAAAGGUUCAACUCACCGGCACGGUCACAACCGACGGGCUGACAGUUCUUCAAAUCGACGCGAUUUUAAUCGCUCUCGUAUCUACCGAUCACAGUCUCCGAGGUCUUCCUCGUCCCGUGCGCAGCCACGAAGCAGCAACUCGACACAAGCAACUAAAGGAAGUGGAGGAGGAGGAGGCACUUCAGAGCAUCGGAACUCACUCACAGCACGACAGCUUCUCGAAAAAGUCCAGUCUCGGAAGGGCGGUGAAGAUUCUGGAACUGGAAGCAAACCAGGCACCAAAAUUAAGGACCCUCCACAGGGCUACUUCGGGCCCAGACUUCCCCCUGUACUUGGAAACAAGAAUAUGUUGCCCCUGUUUGGUAAGCUGCAAGCAGGGAAGAAACCUCCAUUACUUUCUGUACUGCGAACGGAUGAUGGAGAAAAGUCAGGGUUUGGAAAGGGUUCUGAUCCAAGUAAUGAGGUGAUUCUUGUAGAGCCCAUCCGUGAGUUUCCUCCUCCACCCCCACCACCACCUCCACCAGUCCAACAACAGCAGCAGCAACAGGUGGAGGAGCCUAUCUCAAAUACUGUGGUCUCAGAUGAGUCCAGAAUCCAACCCUCAGAACCCCACGUUCUCCAUGAAUCACGGUCAAUGUUUGAGCAGGAUUCAGCUAAGGUUAUGCCUGCAUACCAAAGUGAGACUGGACAAGACCCCAACAACCCAAUGAUGGAUGGAUGUAUUCUGGGAUCUGACAUGGGCCAGCAAACAGCCAUGCAUGCCUAUGCAGGCUACCCAAUGCCCAAUAUGGAGGAGGAGGAAAUGGGCAUGGAGGCUGAAGAGGAUGGCUUGGCACCACUGGAGAGCCAGCCAAUCACAUUUACCCCAGAGGAGAUGGAGAAAUACAGUAAGCUACAACAAGCAGCACAGCAGCACAUCCAGCAGCAGCUUCUAGCAAAACAAGUGAAGGCUUUCCCGUCAGCUGCGGCCGCUGCAGCAGCAGCCAACUUAGCAGCUGCUGCCAGCCUUGCCCCUGCGCCACCUCCACCACCUGCUGCUCUACAACCAAUCCACAUACAGCAGCCUGCUGUGUCUGCUUCGGCCACAUCCAUUACAACGGUGCAACAUGCUAUACUGCAGCAUCAUGCAGCUGCCACGGCAAUGGGCAUCCACCAUCACACUCCACACCACGCCCAUCCUGCUCAUGCUCAGCUCGCCCAAGUACACCAUAUACCCCAACACCAUUUUACCCCUAUUUCUUUGUCACCUUUGGGCCAUACAUUAGGCCACACUUUAGGCCACUCAUUAGGGCACACCGGCCUGAUCCCAGCCCACCAUUCUGCAUUUCUCCACGGGCAGCCAAUCCACAUAAUCCCAGCAUCUGCGCUCCACCAUGCCCCAUUAGCUUUGCAUCACGUCCACCAUGCAGCCCUUUACCCUACUCUCUUUGCACCGCGUCCAGCCUCCGCAGCUGCAGCAGCAGCUCUGCAGCUCCACCCUCUUCUUCACCCUAUUUUCUCAGGGCAAGACCUUCAGCACCCUCCUAACCAUGGCUCCUGAGACAAAGCCUGUUCUUUCUCUACAAAGAGUACAAAAAGUCCUUCUGUAAGGAGUGUGAGAGGGUAGCCUUGCUUCUGGGUAUCAGCCCUCUUUCCAUCAAUGGUUGCCUCUCAAAUGUAACAUCAGUUGGACAGGUCAAAGGACAAUAGAAAAAUAAAUUGGAGGAAAUCCUGGCUUCUUUAUAAUGAAAAAUGUGAAAAACAAACAGUUAUGACGAAGAAAAGCUGGGUAACAUGCUCCCAAAAACCAGAUAGUUUCCCCAACAAUUACAUAUUUGAGGAUUUGUUACAAGAUUUGUUCUAGUCUCUUUUUAAUCAGCUGUUAAGCCCAUCACUGGAGAAUUCAGUUGUGUUUUGGUAAUAGUCUGUUAAACUACAAAUUGUUUUGAUGUUCUAUAAUUAACCCUGCAGCCAGACAGACUUACCGUGGACAGUAAUGGUGCAGGCAUAUAUCAAAAAUAAUCAAGAAUUAUUGUAAAAAUAUUUUCUCCUCCAAGUGAAGAACCAAAACAAGAACAAGGAUUACAUGAGAGGGAUUGAAGCCAUAUUUCGUACCUAAUGCAACGUUAAACGGUUUGUGAUGAAAACGAAGAAAAACCGAACACAACCGAGGCGCUUAACAGAACCUUGAUGUCGGAUGAUGUCGGCGUUCACUCUGUUACACUGUCAUGGGUUGCCCCUAUGCUCUGAUGGACCGAAGUUGCACUGAAACAUGGACGUCGAGAUGCUGCUUUUGCAUCAUAUAAGAACUGUUUUGAUUGUAGUAUUCUGCAAUAAUUUUAUUUUUUAUUUGAUUUUAAAUUAUUUUCCAGGUUGUUGUUUUGUUUUUGUUUUUUUGAGCUUUUGUGUAAUUAAUUCUUUGUAAAUAGUCAUCAAAGUAUUGUAAAAUAAAGACGCCUUUGUAACUGUUUAAAAUUAGUACAAAAAAAAGAAUGGGGGGGGGGACCCUAAAUACAGGGCAGGAAACCGAUAAUAUGAUCAGGGCUGGUACAAUAGAGCGUGAACCUGCUGUAACUGGAGUGGUCAUUGGGUGAGUCUGCGAUGUAGAGGGACUGGUUGGGGGGGGGGUGUUGCUACAUAAUAAAUUGAGUAAAUGGAAGCAACAAUAUUUACUUUUUUAUUCUUUGUUGAUGUGUCAGAAAAUAAAGCAUUUUGAGACCUAAAUGGCUACAGUCU
Ictalurus furcatus (blue catfish) is the source of this 8373-nucleotide messenger RNA. It is a transcript of the gene gpatch8, whose product is annotated as G patch domain containing 8. Gene Ontology annotation, cellular component: nucleus. Gene Ontology annotation, molecular function: nucleic acid binding. The transcript is spliced from 7 exons. Lineage: Eukaryota; Metazoa; Chordata; Actinopteri; Siluriformes; Ictaluridae. The record is from RefSeq and is a predicted model, not a curated record. Bases 2924 to 7198 code for a protein of 1424 amino acids.